Molecule: messenger RNA, 13122 nt
Organism: Corticium candelabrum
Lineage: Eukaryota; Metazoa; Porifera; Homoscleromorpha; Homosclerophorida; Plakinidae
Product: sacsin-like
Exons: 3
Coding region: 1-12870 (4289 amino acids)
Molecular function (GO): Hsp70 protein binding
Source: RefSeq, a predicted model, not a curated record
AUGUCAGAAACAGAUCUUCCUAGUGUUGUGAGUGGCAAGAAGAUUGGAUUCUUUGAUCCUCAUCAGAAGCAUUUUCAAGUUCUUGAUUGCGACUUAUCUAAAUCGUCGUACAAUGGUACUUUAUUCAGAUUUCCAUUACGCCAGAAACCUUCACCAAAUCUUUCAUCUAGUGUGUACAAUUCACAAAGAAUUCAUGACCUGUUUAAGUCAUUUCAAGCUGAUGCACAUCUUGUCUUGCUAUUUCUCAAGACAGUAGAAGUGAUAUCCAUAUAUGAGUGGCUGCCAGACAGACCAUCUGCUCAUGAAGUUUUUAAAGUAUGUUUAUCAGAACCAACAAAAACAGAUGCUAUCAAGAUAAGGAGACGUCUUUUGAGUAAUAUAUCAGCAGCAACAACAGUUGGGAAACUGAAAAAGGAAUUUGUUUUGGCUCAAUUUUAUGAGGCAGAUAUUAUGUGCACAUCACGAAAAGGACGUCCUAUCACUCAACGGUGGUUAGUUGAAAAUUACAUAAGCACGAAAAAUCCCCAAGUUCACUCAAUGGCAGAGAAAGUGGCCCAGAUUCCAUGGGUCGGACUUGCUGUUCCAAUUGGUGACAAAACGGAGCAUAGCAAAAACUUGGGAAGGAUUUUCUGUUUUCUUCCAUUGCCACCCAGUGAUGAUGCAGACAGCAAUACUGGUCUGCCUGUUCACGUCCAUGGCUCAUUCAGUGUGGCUGAUAAUCGCAGAAGUCUCAAGUGGCCAGCGGAAGACAGGGCGAAGGAUGAGAAAGCAGAAUGGAAUUGUCUGCUAGCUCAGCAUCUGAUAACACAAGCGUACGCUUCUCUGAUUCAACAUGCCAUUAAACUUGAUCGUGGAAUUGUAUCUGUAGCAGAUAUUUAUGCCAUGUGGCCUGACAGUAGCCAUGUUGAGUACCACUGGUUGAACUAUGUAAUAAAGUCACUCCUUAGAUAUCUUUCUGAGCACAAAGUGCUGUAUGGUGUCAGUGAAUUAGGAGAAUCUUGGGAAUCUGUUACAAGUGUGCUUAUCUGUGACAAAGUUGAAAAAGCAUUGGCUCCGAAUGAGUUAGUUGCAGUACAAGAAAUGCAAAGAAUUGGUCAUAAAGUAGCAUUUCCUACUGCCAAUGUUGCUUCAUGCUUGGCUCAAAUAGAAAGAGAGUAUAGUGUUCGUGGUACAGUUAUCUGUCCUGGUGUGGUGGGAAGACAACUGAGAGAAAGCAAGCAUCGUUAUGAAAAGUUGGAUCCACAUGACAAAAUUCUACUGCUGAAGUACAUGCUAAAGAAAUAUACUUAUGAGAGUUUGAUUGGCUUACGCUUGCUACCUUUAGCUGAUGGGACGUUUACAACCUUCUUACAUCCGAGUUCACGACCAGUAUAUCUUGAUUCCUUGCAGUCUCCAAGAUCAUUGUUUCCUGGCCAAAAUGCUAAGUUUUUGCACCAGAAGACUGACAUUGUUGUUGAUAAAGCCUUGAGAGAGGUUGCAGCAGGACAUGGUACACAACUGAAGGAGAUUCAACCUAGUGAUGUACCAUCUCUUGUAUCCGAAGUUUUGUCACCCAUACAGAACACUUGGAGCUCAGCAAUGAAUUGUAGGCCUGAAGAAAUAGAAGGUAGAUCAACUGACUGCUGGAUUGCAGAAUUAUGGAAAUGGAUUAAUCAAAACGUCUCUAAUGUUUCUCUGAAAAAGUUUGAGUAUAUGUUUAUUGUUCCAGUAACUUCAACUAGUGGGGUGAAGAAGCUCAUGAAGCUGGUUUCCGGACUUCCUGCAAUCUUUGCUGAACUUCGGCAUUCUGAUGUACGCAUUAGUAAAGAUCUGGCAGAAGGACUGGAAGGUUUGGGUUGUACAGUUUUGUACAAUUCACCUAAAUACCUUGUGUCUUGCAGUGAGCUGUGGAGUGCUUACAUUUGCCAGCCAGUGCAGAUACUUAGGUGUAUUUCUCGAGUUUCCGACGCUAUCUCUAAGUGUCAUUUGUUGAGUCAAGCACAAAGGUGUGAACUGCUCAUUAUUGUGGCUUCAGCCGUUCAAGUCAGUCGUCCUGCUCACGAGGAAAUAAAUGUUUUAAAGUUUCUUCCUGUGUUUCGUGAAUGGGGAGGAAAAAACUUGGAAUCCUUGUCUCAUUGCAAUCAAAUAGCUCCAGCAGAACUCAAAGAGACUUUACCCAUCAUCAAUGCAACUCUGAUUGCCAAUCCUGAUUUGGAGACAAACCAGAUAUUGAGGUUUCUUUCUAGGAACUCAAAUUAUUAUCAGCUUACUUUAGAACAAGUUUUUAUGAAGUUUGUUUUCAGUCAGUUUCAAGUGUAUUUGACAGAUGCCAAGGAGAAGCUAAUCAAAUUUGCUUUAGACAACGUUCACUUUAUGAGCGUUAAAGCUUGUCAGACAAUGGCCUCUCUUGCUUUCAUUCAAACUGGUGAUGGCCAACUAAAAUCCCCUAAUGCAGUUUUCAAUCCGAAUGAACGCUAUGUUUCAGAAUUAUAUGGAGAUCAGCGUGUUUUUCCUACUGGCCCUUUUGCCUUGAAAACCAGAUAUGGUAAUUUACUUUCUCGGCAUGUUGGUUUUCGAAAACUGAGUGAUAUUACCGCAAAUGAAUUGUGUCAGUUGGCUGAACAUGUAGCUAUAACGAAGAGUAAGUCCAUGGCAAAAAUACUAUUGAAAUUACUGACUAAAGAAGAAUGGGCUCAACAGCUGUUGCAGAGAAAAUUUGAAGGUAAAAGAAAAAGCGGCCGAGUGAAGUGUUGUGAAGCACUGGCGAAUGUGCCUUGGAUGCCGGUUAUUGAAUGUUGCUCUUCUUUUUACCCAAUUGAUAUGCCUUGGACUGGCUCUUGUUCGAUUGCUUUGCCCAGAAAUGUAGCUGUACCUUUUGAUGAUGUAACUUCAGGAAGACUUCAGUUGCUGGUAGGAAGCCAGUUGGCUAUCCUAGACCAUACAUCAACUGUAUCUCAAAAGGUAGCUCAGCUUCUUUUAUGCGCAUCUUCGACUAAUGUGUACGAGGCAGUCAUUAGACAACUCACUGAAGCUCAUAGGUUGUGGAAAGCGAAUUCAGUGGCAGAAAGCAGUCAUGCAAAGUUUGACAAAAUGCUCCAAGAACUGUUCUGUACAUUGGGAUCUGCAUUUAAUAGCAGCAAUUCGCUUGCAAAAGUUAUUAGACAAGGCCUCAAGACUGCACCUGAUGACUGGGUGUGGUUAGAUGGUUUACAAGGCUUCACAAUGCCUAAACAGCUCGUUGUUUCUAGUGCUAUUCCAGUUUUGUUAGAGCCAUGGGUUUACAAAAUUGAUCAAUAUCGUCAUUUGAGUAACUGUAUUGAACUUCUCCAGAUGAGCGGGAUGAAGUCUAAUUUUGAAGAUGAAGACAUUAUUCUGUCUGUUCUAAGUGCAAUGAAAGUGUUAUAUGAUAGCGCGAUGCCUAAAUUGGAGCAUAAGAAGAUGGAACGUGAUCUAGAACUGACAAUUACAAUUCUCAACUGGUUGACUAGAGAUCAAGCAAUCCUUUCACAGAACCUACAGCAACGUCUUCUCGUUCCUGUGGACAGGGAAGACAAUAUUCUGGAAUUGUGCCCUUGCUCAGAUUUGAUGUAUUGCGAUGCGGAAUGGCUUCGUCACGGCGGUGACUUGGAAGUUGCGCAGUAUCGCCUUAUUCACAAGCAGAUCUCUUCUGAAACCGCUUUCAAAUUGGGUGUCCCAUCUCUUAGCAAUCGUCUGGCUCCAUCUGAAGAGCUACCGUUUGAACAGUUGGGACCUCAUGAGUCCCUGACGUUAAGGCUCAAGAACAUCCUGAAGGAAUACAAGGACGACGUUGGGAUAUUUAAAGAACUGCUUCAAAAUGCUGAUGACGCAGGAGCAACGAGCGUCAAGUUUCUCAUAGAUUGGAGAGAACACGAUAAAUUUUCAUUGCUUGCUCCAGAAAUGAGCAAAUGCCAGGGCCCUGCUUUGUGGGCAUUUAAUGACUCUGUGUUCUCUGACGAGGACUUUGUCAAUAUCUCAAAACUGGCUGCUGCCACAAAGCAGUCUAAGCUAGAAAAGAUUGGGCGAUUUGGUUUGGGCUUCACAUCUGUAUAUCAUAUGACCGAUGUGCCUAGUUUUGUCAGUCGUCAAUUUGUGGUUAUUUUUGAUCCUCACAAGAGGCAUCUUGGAAGUCACAUUAGGAACCCGUCUCAGCCUGGUAUCAAAAUUGAUUUUGUGCAAAGACCAAUUGGUCAACGAUUUCCCGAUCAGUUUCAACCUUAUGCUGAUGUAUUUGGCUGCAAGCUAGUAGAAGGCGUUAGUUUUGACGGGACACUGUUUCGUUUUCCUUUUCGAACUAAGGAACAAGCUGCUGUAAAUGAAAUAAAGAACGAACCAUAUGAUGAAGACCAACUUAAAACAUCACUGCAAGCCUUGAAAGAGGUGUGUGGCAAGUUGCUUAUCUUUCUUCAACAUGUCCGAUCUGUUGAAGUAUUUGAAUUGAAGUCAGACGCAGUCAGUCCUUCAGAGAUGAAACAAAUUCUUUCUGUCGCUCAAACAGAAGCAGAGUCGUUCGGAAGUCAUCAGCAAAUGCUGAUGUCCUCUUGCAGUCAGCUGCAAACAGGUUAUUUUCAAAGGCUUUCUGGUUCUGUAUCAAAUUGUGAAAUCAAAUGGCACGACUUAACAGAUAAGGAAGUGAACACUGCAAACUGGCUGGUGUGCUCUCAGGGCAGCAACGGUGAUGCUUUUCAGUUUUCAAGCAAGCACUGGGGUCAGAAACGAGGGUUUGUUCCGUUUGCUCAGGUUGCAGUUCUUUUGCGAGAGAAUUAUUUACCAUAUUCCAUUGAUGGAGAAACAUUUUGUUUUCUUCCUCUCUCGGAAAAGACGGGUUUGCCUUUACACGUAAAUGGUACGUUUGCUGUGCUAUCUAACCGUCGUGGUAUCUGGUGGCAUGGAACGGAAGAAACACGAAUUGGAGGCAAAACAGAUGUUGAAGCAGAAUGGAACGAGAAGCUGAUCAAUGAUUGUCUGGUUCAGUCAUACAUUUCUACAUUGAAGCAUUUGUCUGAGCGAUUAGACUACAGGGACAAACCUGAAUUCUUAUCCCAUUACUACGCUUUGUGGCCUAAGCAAGCGAAUCUUUCUCACGCAGUUUGGGAAACUUUAGCUUUUCAGUUUUAUAAGGAAGUUAUAAAUGGAAGUGACAAACUCGUUUGUAGCAUGAGUACUGAUGGUUUCAAGUGGAUUUCACUACGCGAUUGUGCGAUUUUAUCUAAUUCCGUAAAGAAAAUGUUGCCACACGCAGAACAUAUCAUGAAACAAGUUUGUCCAAGCUAUGUUGAAUUGCCAAAACAUGUGUGGGAUGGUCUUCACAGAGCUAACAGUAAUAUAAUGGAAAAUGUGACUGUUGAGGAAGAGCAGUUUCUUUUGAAAUGGUUUGCACCUCACGUGCAGAAAAUGAACUUUGAGAUUCGAGAUGAUUUGUUGAAGAUUUUGUUGACUCGUGUUCUUACAACUGGUCAUCUUAUUUCCUGUCUGAGCAACUUAGCUAUAUUUCCAUGCUGUCCUGAUGGACAAAUGCUACGUACUGCAUCAGAUAUGAUUGACCCCAAUUGUGAUGAAGCUGAACUAUUUGACAGAGAAGAAAGCAGAUUUCCUGUUGAGGAAUUGUGUCAAAGAGAUGAGUUAGUUCUUGCUUUAAAGAAAUUGGGAAUGAAAUCUACAGGGAGUUUUACUUGGAGUGACGUAGUAGAGAGAAGUGCAACUGUGAGGUCAUUGGAGAAAGCCAAUCACGCACGAGCAAAGAGGAGAAUUAGAGCUCUAAUAAAACUCAUUGAUAGUUUGUGUAAGAAGCCAGAGCGGUGUUCAACUGAUCAGUUGGAGUUGCUUAGAAAUACGCCUUUUCUAUUGGUAGAAAGCCGACCAAGAGAUUAUCCAAUUGUGUGGUACGCAGAUCAUUGCGAUGAAAGAGUUGUUACUCCUGUCGAAGGUUACGUUUGGAGAUGUAGAUAUGGAGUUGGCUCUCAGGCAUAUAUUAUUGAUAGUUCUCUUCAAGCUGCCGUGAUUGAUUUGCUAGGUCUCAGUUCCUCGCCUCCGUUGACAAUGUUGAUUAUGCAAUUAGACUUGGUUAUUGCAGCCUUUCAAGAAAUUGGGACGAAGACAUCGUUUCUAAUGGAAAUCAUUGACAUGUUGUACAAAGAUCUGCAGCGCAGAUACGACGAAGAUGAAGCAGGCGAUAUUGUGACUGCACUUGAUGGCAAGGCGUGGAUUGUUGUGGAAGAUCAUGCAAUGAAGUCUGAUCAGUUGGCUUUUGAGUGGAGGAAAAGUGCACCACCUUAUCUUUCCAGCGUUCCUAGUGAACUCUUACACAUGAAGAGGUUGUUGGAAGGUACCGGGGUACACAAGGUAUUUCAACCUCUAGAUUUUGUUAUUGCAUUGCAACAAAUUUGUGCAGCAGAAAAUGGAGAACGAUUGAGAGUACCACUUGUUAGUUAUGUUGAACAGCUGAUUAUCCCUGAAUUUGCUAGUUUGACUGAAAACGAGUUGAUAACAUUUCGAGGUAACUUGGAAGUCCCUCUAUUAUCUGAAGAUGGGCGUUUGAUUCCAGCUUCCAGGUUAGCGUACAAUGAUGCUCCGUGGAUGGAUAGUUAUCUAAUAGAAAAACACGUGUACGUGCACUCUUGUGUACCGCGAAUUACUGCACAACGUCUUGGAGUAAAACUGGUGAGAGACACGGUGCUUGACAGUUACGCUUGCGAUAUACCUGGAAUGGAAUUUGGUCAACAUGAGCCUCUUACCAAGCGCCUUCAGAACAUUUUAGACGAAUAUCCAGCUGACGAAGGGAUUCUGAAAGAACUAGUGCAAAACGCUGACGAUGCCAAGGCGACGGAAAUACACGUUAUUUUCGAUCAACGACAAUACAAGACACAGCGUGUUCUUUCUGAUGAGUGGGAGUCAUUACAAGGUCCUGCUAUCUGUGUUUAUAACAACCGACCGUUUACAAAGGAAGACAUCAAAGGAAUUCAGGAUCUUGGAAGAGGCAGUAAAGGUGAUGAUCCUUCACUUACUGGGCGAUAUGGAAUAGGUUUCAAUGCUGUCUAUCAUUUGACUGAUUGUCCAUCUUUUCUUUCUGACAACAAGACGCUUUGUGUGUUGGAUCCUCAUUGUCGUUACGUUUUUGGAGCAACUAAAGAGAAACCGGGGAGAAUGUUUGAUACGGACGAAUCAUUUUGGAAGAAAUUUUGCGAUAUCCGUGAUUGCUACAGACCAAUUGUUGGAAUAACAUUGGGAGGUGGAACUCUUUUUAGGUUCCCGUUACGAACAAAAGCAAUGGCAGAUAUCUCAGAAGUUAGCAAAAACGUGUUUGACACCGAACGUGUACAGACGCUGAUGAAGACGUUCAAGCAAAGCGCACCGAGCAUGUUACUGUUUCUCAGCAACGUUAGUUGUAUCAAGUUGACUUCCAUUUCUAAGAAUUCUCAAGUCAUCAGCUCUUAUGAGGUGAAGGCCGAUCUUUCUUCUAGGGCCGAAGAAGAACGCCAGAAAAUGUCAAAGAUAGUUGCAGACAAUAAAAGCAGACUAACGUCCGAAAUAGAAUACGCUGAUGUAUUUUAUGAACUCAAUAUUCGUGUGAUCGAGAGAUUGGAAAACUCUGAUCGUACGCAAAAUGCACCAAUGGAAGGAAAAUGGUUAGUUCAGCAGUCCAUCGGUGUACUGCACCGGAACGAAUCAAAGUUUGCUGUAGAAGGUCGUGGCAUGUCAUUGCUGCCUCUCGUAGGAAUAGCUGCUCCUCUGAGAAGCCGCCUUCGUCCUAAGCAAAGCAAUUUAUUCUACUUUUUGCCUCUUCCAGUGUGUUGGGAGCUUCCUGUUCAGAUUAACGGUCAUUUUGCUCUCGAUUCACGGAGACGCGGAUUGUGGGUUGAUUCAAACCAGUCGCAUGUGGCUGUCAAGCAUAAAUGGAACGAAGAGCUCAUUAGACUUGUGUUGGUUCCAGCGUACGCUUUGUUUGUACUUCAAGCUCGCGACUACGUCACCGUCAGUGGUGGUGGUGGCACCGGCAAACCUUCUUUGCGUGAAAGCUUAAAUUGGUUUUAUCAUUUGCUACCCAGAUAUAUUGGUAAGCGUACCGAAUUGGCCUAUUUGGAAAUUUUGCUUAAGGAAUUCUACAUUUAUAUUGUUGAACACAAUUUGCCUCUUCUGGCUUACACUGGACAGCCUGCCGUUUCUGUUUGCGAAUAUGUGAAGGAUACAUCUGAAAGUCAGAAGAAACUGCUGAAGGACAUUAUUCCAGUAGAAUCUGGCGAUGAUGAAGUCACGUCUGUUAAGUGGCUUCAAAUCGGCAAGAAAACGGAUAUCGGUACGUUGACUGGGUACUUUUCUCCGUUCACAGAUGGCAGGCAAGAUACUUACGCUCUUGAGGUCGUUCUAUUGCGCAUCGGGUUUCCUGUUGUCUUGUCACCGCCCAGUUUGCGUUAUGACAUUUUGAAAGCAAACGAAGGUGCGAAUGUGGACUUUGUAAGCCCUCGAGCAGUCUAUUUGUUUUUGAGAAAUUAUCGGACUGCUGGUUCAUGUUGUCGACUUCAAUGUGACAGUCUAGAAAAGACGAGUUUGACGAUUAGGGCCGCAAAUUUGGUGCUUGAGUACGUUUUGGUAGAGACUAAGGAAUCUAUUACAAAGUGUGACAAAGAGUUUGAUACAACGUGCGAUACGAAGUCAGGUACAAGUUACUUGAGUGGUCUUCCUCUUCUCAUCACUGCUGAUUGUCGACUGUGCGAGUUUUCUACGUCUCGGACUGUUUAUGUUUCUCGUUACAGUGACCUUUUACCCAAAGGACCGCAUCUGUUUGUGCACAAAGAACUCAUCGGAACGUUGGAAUAUUUGGAAGAUCUCGCUUUACGUGAACUGAGCCCAGACGAGCUUGUUCGUCAACUACCGGAGCAAGAUGUGUUUCCUCUUGACUGGUUGGUAAGCGAUGAAUACAAGGGGUGGGAUUCCUCGGCUAGCAACCGAACCUGCGUUUCUAGCGAUGUCGGUAAUGAUUCUGCUGUUGGUCCUUCAAAACAGUGGAUAAAAAGGUUGUGGUCUUAUUUGAAAACAUACGACUGCAACGUAGCCCUCAAAGCCUUAGAGAAAAUACCGAUUAUCUCAGUAGAUGGUGGGAAAAUGUUGGUUCCUCCCAUUUUGUCGCACACCGUUCUUCUGCCAAUGCACUCUAACUUGUUUCCUGGUUUGCGUCAAGUUUUGCUGGGACUGGGAGCAGUCGAAGUAGACGACGUUGUGACAGAGUCUUUAUUUAGAGCUGCUGACAUCGAGCUCCCUAGUCGUUUCAGCAGCAAGAAAUCGCAUUCAAACGUAUUUGCUAACAUUGACAAUCCUGUUUCAAUUGUUAAAGUUCUUCAGUAUCUGUACAAAAGUCGCCAGGCGCAACUACUCUCUAUCGGUAAUGUCAACAUUAUUCUGAAGUACUUUCAGAAUAGUUCUAUAAAUUCGUCAGAUGCAGCUGGAUUGAAAGGGCUGCCCUUGUUUGAGACAGUGGAGGGCAUUUUGACGGAGAUUGCGUCGUCUAAAUGGGCGUACACUCUACCGAGAGAAUUACCCAGUUGUGGAUCUAGAGUAUGGAUGACUGAAGCACGCUGUAUCUUCCUCAGGCAGCAAGACGUUUUCGAUAAAAUUUAUGAAAAACUUGGACUGAACAGCAAGACAAGUGAGGAAGUGUACAUGCGGUACAUUUUACCAUGCUUUCCUAGAAUGUCUCAAGACGAUCGUAUUGUACAUCUCGUGUUUAUAAUGAUGCGAUUUGAGAAUAGUGAGACAUUGAUUGAGAAAUUGAAAUCUACUGCUUGUUUUGACAAACACGGCAGGCCUGAAAAAAUUGGUGAAUUGUACGAUCCAAGUGUGGCACUGUUUAGGAAAAUGCUUCUAUCAGAGGAAUUUCCUCCCAUACCGUUAGAGUCUGUUCUUUCAACAGAUUUACAAUAUAAAUGGCUACCGUUCCUUGUACGUUUAGGUCUGAAAACAGUGUGUCCGCAUUUAAAAUUUUUGGAAUUGGCAAAGGGCCUGGAAUUAGAAGCAUCCAAGUGGACUUUGUCAGGCCGCAAACCUGCCGGCUACAAGAACUGGAAGGAAAGAUCAAAGGAGAUGCAAUAUCACCUUAUUCACUGUAUGAACAAAUCUUGGUGUGACCCAAAUUUUACGGCAGCUGUAACUGAGAUCAGGUUUCUACCGUCAAAGAAGGUUAACGAGCAACUAAGAGACCUAGCUGCUCCAUUUUAUGAGCGCAAUACAGCAAGCAGUUACGCAACCAGUUACAGUAAGGGCGUAUUGUACUCUCGCAACAACGAGAUGCUUUGCUGGACGUCUCAAGCAUUACUCGAUGUGGAGUAUAUACAGAAUCAACGCCAGCGGGCACAGUUUCAAACGGAGCUUCGUAUUAACAUGCAGCCGAAGCUUGACGAUGUUGUAAUUCACUUUCGUCUUCUUGUUGAACAAGCAAAGACUGUCGUUUAUCCUUCAUGUCAAGUUGAUGAUGACGUUGUGAAGCUGUUGUCAAAUGUUUUGUCUGCUAUUUUCAGCCAUUUUACAAACAUUGUUUCUGGCAAGCCUCUGCAGGAACUGCCACCGUUUGCUGAUUUGCGAUAUAUGAAGUCUCUAUCGGCUGAUCUGUUUGCAGACGGCUGCCGAGUUGUUGAAUUUCUCUCAUUUUAUUCAUCUAUUUUCAUUCCCGAUAAGCAGGUGUUUGUUAAACCUCAACAAGUCGUGUUUUCUCUCGAGCACAGGCUUUAUCCUUACCUUUUUCAACUUCCACGAGAUUUUGUAUGUCACCAUUUGCUGCUGAGACGUAUUGGAGUGGACGAGAAACCGAGAGCGUUUCAUUGUGCUCGCAUUUUAGAAACUAUCAAGACACGAUACCGAGAUGACAAAGUAGAUUCCGCUUCAGAUUGGACAGUUAUGGUUUCUAUUGUUCGUUUGCUGUUUGAGACUUUGAACGCCGUAACGGGUCCAUCGCUACAACAGUCUCCUGUACAGAACGACAGUUUCUCAACCGAUGCUGUCGAGAUGGCUCUCACCCCGCUUUACUUGCCCAGCCGAGAUGGUGUGCUUUUUCCUGCGGCAGAUCUUGUGUAUUUAGAUCGUAUUCAUUUGGAGAAUCAUCUUGUUCAUUUUGGCCAGUACAACUUUUUAAUUGAUCUGGUGACAUGCGGUCUUUCAUCCCUUGAAGAAGAGACGAUAGAUCUCUUACCAUCCCGUCUGAGACCGCAAAAAUUGUCACAUUUGACGGAGGAAGUUUUAGAUCCCGAUUGUCUUCUUGUUACUGACAACAAAGAAGAAGAGCAGGAGCAAUUGGCUACAAUGUAUCAACGUCGUUUUUCUGCUCCUUUUUUUGCGGCAGGAAUUCGCAGCAUUUUUAUUUACGAAGCUAGAACUCGACGUAUACCAGACGAGGUAGAGACUGGUCUAUCUUUGCUGCAAACUUGUUUUCGUGUCCGCUGUCUUCCUGAAAUUCGGACAUGUCUUAAAUCACGAAGUGGGGAAGAUAUGAUAAAGUUGGAAGGCGUACAGAAGUGUUGUUUUCUUGAACAAACAGAAUCAGAAGUGACGCUUUAUGUUGAAUCAAAUAGUGCAGCCGAAGGAAAGACGACGGAUGCUGAUACCAGAUUUCAUGGUUUGAUAGCACGAGAACUACAGUCUUUCUUGCGUACUAAAUUGCUGGAAUUUCCGUUGAUAAUGAUUGUUCUCUGCAAAUAUUGGGCAUCCAUACCCAAAGUUUUGAAGAGUCUCAAUAUUCCAUUCGUCGAUGAAGACGACCUUGCUCUAAACACCACUGAAACCGUUGAGUUUUACCCUGGUAUGGAACUUCUUUCCAGUCAUUUAGCUCUUCUACACAAAUCAGAUUUUUAUCACAGAUUCAACAUUGACGAGUGGGUAGCGUACGAGGUGGAAGAGAACCGCUUUAUCUACGCCAUCGUUGUCUAUCGAGAAUACAACCCGGAUGAGGCACGGUCAGAGUUGACGACACGUUACGGAAUUUAUGUAGGAGAAGAAGAACCGAAGAUAGUCAGCAUACUGUCAUUAUAUGCUUUCACAGAUAAAGAUGAAUUUCAACAUCAACAGGAACGCAGCUUGGUAUUGACGGAGUCGUCUUCCCUUCUCGAUGCCAGUUCCGACAUUGAUGCUUCUGCAACCCUGGAGAACAAGAAGGAUGCAGUCCGAAAACUACUGAAUGAGAUAUGGAAAUUGUCUAAUGAAGACAGGAGGAAAGCAAUCAAACGAUUGUACCUACGAUGGCAUCCCGAUAAAACAGAUGAUCGCGAUGGUGAGGAAGUGUUCAAGUUUAUAAAAAUCGAGGUUGACCGUUUGGAGAGAGGAGAACCUCAAUACACCGGAGGUAGUUCCUACAGCAAUUACUACUCGAAUUGGGACUCAUAUGCUACACGUUACAGUAGAAGCUACCGAAACUCUUCUUCUUUCACUUACCAUCCCCCACCUUGCUCCAGCUAUCGCCAUUUAGUUCGAAACGAGCGUUUAGGCUUUCUGUUCGUGCAACAGGCAGAGGCGGAUUUGAGUGCAGCAGAAGCAUUGUUUCGCACGGAAGACAGCGAUGAGAGACGAUUUGCUACUGUUUGCUUUCUCUGCCAUGAAGCAGUGGAGAAGUCAUUAAAAGGUUUGUUGUAUAUCAAACGCGGCAUUCCGGAGGAAGACCGACAUAAACACUAUUUCCGCUUUUUUCUCGGAGCAGCAGGUUUGCCAGGAUGUCCGCCCACUCUGGAAGAGUUUGUUUCUAUGGUCAGUGACAGUCACUAUCUGGACACUCGAUACCCGGACAGACACGACGUUGUUCCUGCCACCCAAUUUUCAAGAGAAACAGCACAACACAGUCUGAGGGGAGCCAGAGGUGUUGUAGCAGAUACUCUAACGUUUGCUGAAGACAACAGUUGAAUAUGACUCUUCACGAAAAGGCUGUUUAGCAUUAUCGCUCGUAUCUUUUAAUCCCUAGUGUUCACUGCAGUUCUGUUUUUAUCUAGUAUAGUACAUGACACAUCCACUAAUUGUCAAGUUUGCGCAUGAAUGUUGUAUUGUCAGCUAUCGUAGUUAGCAGUGCUUGCAAGGUAGGCCGAGGUUAUCUCUGAAAUACAAUGUAAUAGCUGUGUAGUAGAUAUUAAAUGUAUGUAUACGUUUUUGCUGAUUGCG